GAGCCUCCAAGAUGCCGUUCCACCCGGUGACGGCGGCGUUGAUGUACCGGGGCAUCUACACCGUGCCCAACCUGCUGUCGGAGCAGCGCCCGGUGGACAUCCCGGAGGACGAGCUGGAGGAGAUCCGAGAGGCCUUCAAGGUGUUUGACCGUGACGGCAAUGGCUUCAUCUCUAAGCAGGAGCUGGGCACAGCCAUGCGCUCACUGGGUUACAUGCCCAACGAGGUGGAGCUGGAGGUCAUCAUCCAGCGGCUGGACAUGGAUGGUGAUGGUCAAGUGGACUUUGAGGAGUUUGUGACCCUUCUGGGACCCAAACUCUCCACCUCAGGGAUCCCAGAGAAGUUCCAUGGCACUGACUUUGACACUGUCUUCUGGAAGUGCGACAUGCAGAAGUUGACGGUGGAUGAGCUGAAGCGGCUGCUCUACGACACCUUCUGCGAGCACCUGUCCAUGAAGGACAUAGAGAACAUCAUCAUGACGGAGGAGGAGAGCCACCUGGGCACAGCCGAGGAGUGUCCCGUGGAUGUGGAGACCUGCUCCAACCAGCAGAUCCGCCAGACUUGCGUGCGCAAGAGUCUCAUCUGCGCCUUCGCCAUCGCCUUCAUCAUCAGUGUCAUGCUCAUUGCGGCCAACCAGGUGCUGCGCAGUGGCAUGAAGUAGACGCCACCUGGAUGCCCCAUCCACCGCAUGCGGUGCCCGUGGCCCACCCCACACCACCGCCGCCUGCAGACCCCUCCCUUGGCCGGCUCCCUGGGCCGCCAUCUGCGUGUACUUCAGGGCCUGGGUAUCCAGCGAGCCCUCCCCACCCACCCACGGUCCUCACCUGGAGCUGUGGCCUGGCUGUGGAGGGCCGGGUGGUGGCUCUGAGGAUGGUCCCCAGCCCCACCCUGUCCCCACCCUGGACUGUAAGGAGCACUCACUCUUCCUACCAUCCAGGGGCUCCUGGGAAAUUAAGGAGGGAUUUGCACAGGAACCCCCAGGACCCAGUCGCUGCUGUGGUCCCUUGGGCAGGAGCGGGCACCCUGUGCCUUGAGACAGCAGCCUAUCUGGGGCCACACGUCCAACCCAGCCCUGGUCCCUGAGGUCUGCCCAGGGCACAGGGCACAGGCAGGGACAGAAAGCCUCCUCCUGGGGGAGGGUGGGAAGCCAGGGUGUCCUGGGCCCUGCUGCCUGGCAUGGCCUGAGGAGGCCCCUGGUCUUCUCUUUGGGUCCCUUCCUCUGACCCUCGUUGGACCCCAACCCAGACCCCCUUUUCUCCAUGUACCUGCUGGGCCAGCCCAUUUCAUAGGUGAGGAACCCGAGGCUCAGGGGCCCGAGACUUGGCCUCAGUUCUUCCUUCCACAGGGAUUUUCAGGAAAGGCAGAAGCUCGUGGAGGAUGGGCAUCUGAGGUGGCCCUGCAGCCCCCCACCUUCUGGCCCUCCCACCAGAGGCCCAGCUACCAAGGCCACAUUGUCCACCACCCCAGCCUAGAGCCUAGAACUGUAGUCCAGCUGAGGAAGGAGGCAGAGCUGGGGCCUGAAGGCUCUGAGCAGCCUCCGGCCAGGGGACUCCUCCAGGGCUGAACUUUGGGAGGGCCCCUGUACUACCUCCUGGGCCAAGAAACUGGCACAGCCCCGCACUGUCAGUGCCAAGAGGCUGCGCCAGGCCACUCUCUCAGCCCAGGGCCUGCCCUCCUGUCCUCCCACUUCUCUACGCCCUCAAGGUUGGAGACCCCGCUCCCAUGCCCCAGCUGUGCCAUCCCAAACACUUGGGCAGCAGCUCAGCAUGGGCAGACAUGGGGGCUGUGGAUUCUUCCAGGGCGGGGAUGGCAGAUGGAGCCCUUGGGCUCCUUGGGCCUAGAGCCACUUCUUACCGGGCAACGGGCACAGCCACCCUGGCACACCCUCUGCCUGGCUGUGCUGAACUUCUGCUGGUCCCAAGGGAGAAGGGAGUGAGCGUGGGUCACCUGGGGAAAAUCU
Messenger RNA from Gorilla gorilla gorilla (western lowland gorilla), 1958 nucleotides. It is a transcript of the gene CABP7, whose product is annotated as calcium binding protein 7. Gene Ontology annotation, cellular component: trans-Golgi network membrane. Lineage: Eukaryota; Metazoa; Chordata; Mammalia; Primates; Hominidae. The coding region runs from base 12 to 659 and encodes 215 amino acids. Gene Ontology annotation, molecular function: calcium ion binding. The transcript is spliced from 5 exons. The record is from RefSeq and is a predicted model, not a curated record.